Engraulis encrasicolus (European anchovy) is the source of this 4084-nucleotide messenger RNA. RefSeq names its product apoptosis-stimulating of p53 protein 2-like. Gene Ontology annotation, cellular component: nucleus. Gene Ontology annotation, molecular function: p53 binding. Gene Ontology annotation, biological process: signal transduction; regulation of apoptotic process. The coding region runs from base 192 to 4064 and encodes 1290 amino acids. The record is from RefSeq and is a predicted model, not a curated record. The transcript is spliced from 23 exons. NCBI's taxonomy places the organism in Eukaryota, Metazoa, Chordata, Actinopteri, Clupeiformes, Engraulidae.
UCGACCAUCUCAACGGGGGAAGGUAGGGAAAGAAAACAGACGCCAAGACCUGGCGUUUCUUUUAAAAAGCGGAUUAUCUCGGAUGUGCUUCAUCUGCUGGCUGCCAGCAGGCUAGCCUAUCGACGAGGAGGCGCACGCGCCCCCUACUCAGGAAAAUUGGCUUUAUCCCGGACACUCCAGACAUCGCCAAUAUGAUGCCGAUGUUCCUGACCGUGUACCUGAGUAACAAUGACCAGCACUACACGGAGGUCCCCCUCACGCCGGACACCCUCUGCAGGGAUAUCAUAGACCUCUGCAAAGAACCAGGAGAGACGCAAUGCUACCUGGCCGAGAUGUGGAGAGGCGCCGAGCGAGGGAUAAGUGAUGGUGAGAGUAUCAUGGACAUCCUCCAGCGAUGGGGCCAACAGAGAGGAGAGGUGCGAUUCUACCUCCGACACAACGGAGGACAGCGAGCGCCUGAGGUUCCCCCGAAGAGAGGCAGCUUGAAGACCAACACAGAGCGACGCAUGGAGAACGGGCUGGCUCCACCCACCAUGAACGCCACGCUGGCGGAACUGCAGGAGAUGGCGUCACGGCAACAACAGCAGAUCAACGCACAGCAACAACUCCUGGCCUCCAAGGAGCAGCGGUUGCGUUAUCUGAAACAGCAGCAGCAGCAGCAGCAGCAUCAGGUGAGCGACGAGGAGACUGAACAGGACAAACUGCGGCUGCUGAGAGAGAACGCAGAGAACCAGGAGUCCAAGCUGAGGCGCGUUCGUGCCCUACGCGGCCAAGUGGAACAGAAACGCAUCACCAACAGCAAGCUAGUGGAGGAGAUAGAGCAGAUGAGGGGGCUGUUCCACCAGAAGCAGCGGGAGCUCCUAUUGGCCGCCUCCAGGGUGGACGAGCUCAGCAGCCAAUUGGAGGCCAUCAGGAAGGGCGGCACGGACCCUCAAGGUCAAGGUCAAGGUCAAGGGUCGCACGCGGCCGUCGCCGCCGACCUGGAGAGACUCUACAAGGAGCUGCAGCUGCGUAACCGUCUGAACCAGGAGCAGAGUGCGCGUCUCGGCCACCAGAGGGAACUGUUGAGUAAGCGCAGCUCAGAGGUGUCUGCCAUGGACAAGAGAAUCAGCGAACUGAGGCAGAGGCUGGGCAAGAAGAAAGCAGCCCUGCACCACAAAGAGAACUUACCGCCCCCUGCAGAGGGCCUCCAGCCAUCCCAGCAUCCUCUGGGCUCACGAGUGGCCGCUGUGGAACCCUACAUUCAGCAGACGGCCAUGCCCAGUCCACCUCCAGUUCCGCCCAGACAGGAAGUCCUCAACAAGCCCCGCCCCCCUCACAGCACCGCCACCCUUCCCCUGCCCAACGGACCAAUCAAGAGCCAGCACAGGCCCCCAGCUAAGCCUCACACUGUGAAAGCAAAGCUCUCAGAUGGUUCUAGUGAGUCCAGCGGUCACCAUGGAUACCCCAGCGAUCACCGCGGGUAUUCCUCCACUCUACCCCGCAUGGCCAGCCAUCCUCCACUAGACACUGCCGACUCGGAUGCUGAUCUGAAGCCUCCUCCUCUGCCUUUGCGAAGAAACCAGAGCAGCGAGGACCUCCUCAGGGACAAGCAGAGUGGCAAACCUCUCCCCAGGGCCCCGCCUCCCAUCCCCAGCAAACCCAAGGCCCCUCCCCCUGCCCCGCCCACCUCCACUUCCUCUUCCUCCUUCUCCAGGUUUGCCACUGGCACCUUCCCCGGCAGGGCCCGCCCACUUGUCGUGUCCCACCAAUCGGAAGGCGGCGGGGCGACAGGAGGACGCCACACCUUGCGAGCCAAUGCGGACCCCGCGCCGCCCACUCUGACUCCUGCAGCGACCGUGCAUCCGUUCACCCACGACGUAGACGGGCCCCUGGCAACAGUUAUGAAGGAGGCCAGGGACUCCAGUGUCGGGAGUGGUGGUGGGCUCACAGGGGUCACUUCAGGGAAUACUCCACCCCUCUCACGUCCGCAGACAGUGGCCGCCAGCUCCAUCUAUUCCAUGUACACCCAGCACAGCGGCACCCUGCCCAGGUCCCACCCCAGAGUGUACGGUAAGCCAGUCCUCCCAUCCUCCGGAGGGCAGCACUCCAACUCCAACCCCAACAGCAGCAGCAGCAGCACUGCCGGCCCUCCCGAGCCGCCUCACACAUCAUCAGCAACCAACGGUUCAUCAUCCUCCUCAUCAUCAUCAUCAUCAUCAAGCGAUGCCCCCGGCCCAGUCACCAUGGAGACAGAACGCUCGCCCCGCCCCCUGAGCCCCACCAAACUCCUCCCCUUUCUGUCCUGUCUGCAGGGCUUUCGCGGCCAGAGCGAUGGAGACCUGGAGUCGCUGCGUAGGCGUCUGCAGCAUGCUCCGCGGCCCCUGAAGAAGCGCAGCUCCAUCACGGAGCCCGAGGGCCCCGCCGGCCCCAACAUACACAUACACAAGCUGCUCUACCAGAGGGCCACGCUGGCCGCCAUGGAAACCAGUAGCCACGGCAACGAGGCAGCCAGCAUCAGGACCGGUGGUGUAGUUACCAGUGGUGGUGGUGGCGUUGGUGUCAACAGCAUCAUCAGUAGCGGUUCCGGUGGCGUUGGUGUCAACAGCGUCAUCAGCACCAGUGUUGGCAGUGGCGGCAGCAGCAUCAUCAGCGCUCCGGCUGCCAUGGAGACCAAUUGCCAUGGCAACAGUGGCAACAUCAGCACCGGUGGUGGCGGCAGCAGCAAUGGCACCUUCUUCCAGCCUCCUCUUCUACCUCCUCCUCUUCAUCAAGACAGCCAUGGGACGCAUACAGAUGAGGUGGUCGUUGGCAUGGCGCCGAACACGAUGCGGGAUGUGAUGAUGGAUCACACUACAGGAGACCGCAGCAUCGUCAUGGAGAGCCCCUGCACCAUCAUCCCCGAAAACACAGAGGAGGAGGAGGAGUACCAGUUGGAGGACCAGACACCCCCACCUCUGCCCCCGCGCUCCCCCAUCGUCCAGCACCCCUCGCUGGGCCGCCUGCCUCCGCCUCGACCCCCUACUGCUCUGUUGAGGCCAGAGACAGAGACAGAGACGGAGACAGAGGGGGAAGAUGAGGGGGACAGGGACAGGGGGGCUGCCUCAGAGCUCCACCCGAGGUUUGGGUCCCGGUUUGGGGCAGGGUGUGGGCCGGGACCUGGGUCUGGGUCUGGGUCUGGCCUGCUGGAGGGCUACAUGGGGGAGUACCCGCCGUACCCCCCGCCCCCAUACCCCGUAUCCCAGGCGACUGUAUCCCAGGAUACGGCAGAGCUCCAGGGCCCGGAGAUGGGGGGAGGCGAUGGGAUUGACGCGGCGGAGCAGCACGCUGUCCCAGAGGUCACCAUGGAAACUACAUUGCCACCAGGCAAGAGGACUAACCUGCGUAAGGUCGGUUCAGAGCGCAUCAGCCACGGCAUGCGCGUGCGCUUCAACCCGCUGUCCCUUCUCCUCGACGCUUCACUGGAAGGAGAAUACGACCUGGUCCAGAGGAUCAUCUAUGAGGUAGAGGACCCCAGCCUACCUAAUGAUGAGGGCAUCACUGCGCUCCACAACGCGGUGUGCGCCGGGCACACGGACAUUGUCAACUUCCUUGUGCAGUUUGGGGUCAACGUUAACGCAGCCGACAGCGAUGGAUGGACCCCUCUGCACUGUGCUGCUUCCUGCAAUAAUGUCCAGAUGUGCAAGUUCCUAGUGGAAUGUGGGGCGGCUGUGUUCGCCGUGACAACCAGCGACAUGCAGACGCCCGCCGACAAGUGUGAAGAGAUGGAGGAGGGAUACGCACAGUGCUCACAGUUCCUCUACGGCGUCCAGGAGAAGAUGGGUGUCAUGAACAGAGGCCUGGUGUAUGGGCUGUGGGACUACGAUGCGGAGGCGCCGGACGAGCUCUCCUUCAGGGAGGGAGACGCACUGAGAGUCCUCCAGAGGAGCCAGGAGCAGGGGCAGGAGCAGGAGGAGGAGGAGGAGCAGCAGCAGGAGGAGGAGCACUGGUGGUGGGCUCAAUGUGGAGACCAGGAGGGCUACAUACCACGCAACCUGCUGGGGCUGUACCUGAGGAUCAAGCCCAGACAGAGAAGCCUGGCUUAACCGCCUACACACACACACAC